Messenger RNA from Microplitis demolitor, 3325 nucleotides. Its product is annotated as leucine-rich repeat flightless-interacting protein 2. The transcript is spliced from 9 exons. NCBI's taxonomy places the organism in Eukaryota, Metazoa, Arthropoda, Insecta, Hymenoptera, Braconidae. The coding region runs from base 705 to 1922 and encodes 405 amino acids. Gene Ontology annotation, biological process: regulation of DNA-templated transcription. The record is from RefSeq and is a predicted model, not a curated record.
AAGUAUAUGCUUAUAUAAAUUUAUGUGCCUAUACAUUCAUACAUAUAUAAGAAUACAUAUAUAGGUAUAUAUGGCAAAAGCAGUGAGGAGUGAGUUACUCGAUCGAAAAAUGGAUCUUGCACCGUGUUCGUGUGCGAUUUCACGAACUUUGAUCGUGGCACGGUGCCUGUAAAAUAAUAUUACGGCUUAACGGUUACGCGUAUAACACUAAACAAUUGUGAAUAAUUAUUUAUAAAAAGAAACGACUAAAUUAACACUGUAAAUAUUUAAUUAUCAUAAUAUAUAUAUUAAAAUUUACAGAUGGUCAAUGAACAUUAUUAUUAUCAUCAACAUUAUUAUCAUCAUCAUCAUCAUCACUAUCGUCAACAUCAUCAUUGUGAGAAUAUCAAGUCAUCCAAUUUCCAUUGAUAGUAUUUAUAGUUUAUCCCGGUUUAUUUUUACAUUUAACAAGACUAAAGAUAUAAAAAUGCAAUCUACUACCGGCUGAGGAUUUGUUUCUUUUUUUUUUUUCUUUCAUUUUUUUUUCUUAUGUUGGUGGUUAACGACUCUGUGAGGUCACUGAGAAGUUGGGUGAAAUAAGGGGCAUCCGUGUUGUUAUUGGAAUAAAUCAGAGAUAAAUAUUUAAAUAAAAGAUAAAUAUAUAAUUAUAUGAUAAUUACUAUAUUAAUUAAUUAAUUAAUAAUAAUAAUAUUAAUAAUAAUAAAAUGAACACAAUGGAGUCAGCGAUAACUGGUCGAAGACGUGCUGCUAGUCGGCAUUCUGCUGAGGAUCAGGCUCUUGAUCAAAUAGCAAAAGAGGCUGGUGAGAGAUUAGCAGCACGAAGACAAGCCAGAGCUGAAGCACGAGAAAUUCGAAUGAGAGAGUUGGAGAAACAGCAGAAAGAAGCUGAACAAAACGCUGAUCGUGUUUAUGAUAUGUGUAAUGCUGAUGGAACAAGGACUAUGAGGGUAACGCCAGAUCCUGUAAGGGCUUCACGCUUAUUAACAAAUUCAAAUAAUUUUCAGUCAAGUCGUAGGUCUUCCGAAGAUUCCUUAGAGGAUGCUGGUCAAAGUAGAGAUUUAAGAUUAGAGCUUAAAGAGCUCGAAGAAAAAUUUAGAAAAGCAAUGAUUGCUAACGCUCAACUUGAUAAUGAAAAAUCGUCUUAUGUUUAUCAAGUCGAUUUAUUGAAAGAUCAAUUAGAAGAAUCGGAAGAAUCGGCUGCUACAUUGCGGCGAGAACUCAGGGAAAAAACUAGUGAGGCUAAAUUACUUCAGCGCGAUUGUCAACGAUUGAAAGAAGAUUUUGAAAUGUGCAAAACAUUGCUAGAGGAAAGAGAUAGACUUAUAGAAGAAAAUGGAUUGGUUAUAAUUGAGGAUGAGGUCAGUGAUGACGAAGAUGCAGGAACGUCCAAUGGAAUUGUAAAUCGUAAAAAAAAAGUACUAGUCAGUACGGAAGCUGCUGAAUUGUUACAGAAUGCUGGUGAAGGAUCUUUAGAUGUUCGGUUGAAAAAGUUUGGUGCGGAAAAAAAAGAAUUACAAGAUGAAAUUCGACACCUAAGAUUAGAAUUGGAAGAAGCCAAAAGUCGAUUAAGAUCCGAAAGAUCGUCUGGAUCAGUAUUAGGAUUAACAGAUUCAGAAGACGUCCAAAGGGAAGCGAAUAAGUUAUUGGCGGAUUACAAAUUUAAAUUACAAAAAGCCGAGCAAGAUAUGUCGACGUUACAAGCGACUGUCGCGAGAUUAGAGAGUCAAGUUAUCCGUUAUAAAUCUGCGGCAGAAGCUUCUGAAAAAGCUGAAGACGACUUGAAAGUCGAGAAACGAAAAUUGCAGAGAGAAGUAAGAGAAUCGCAGGGUCGUGUUGAAGAAUUAGAAACAGCAAAUUCACAUUUACAAAGACGAUUAGACAAAUUGAAAAACGCAAAGUCCGCGUUGUUAAAAGAACUCUGACGCGACGGUAAUCCCGGUGAGACCGGAUAAAAUUAUUAUUUUACUUCUGCUACAACAAUUAAGGUGAUACUAGUGGUUUGUACCUUUCAUACAAAGAUGAUAAAAAUAUAAUAACUAACAAAACAAAAAAUACAAAUCAUCGUUCUUCACUAACUCGUAAUCUGUUGAAAAAUAAGUGAAACAAUCAGAUUUAUUUAUUUAAAUCGUCUAAUAAUUAUCUAAUUCAUACCCUGGCAUUGUGCAACCAGUUGAUAGCACCAUCUUAUGCGUUAUUUCGUUAGAUUUUUUGUUUUUAAUAAUUUAAUCAGCAUGAAUUAAAAUAUACUCAGACUUUUUUUAAUACAAGAAAUACAUUAUAUCUAUCAAAAUAGCUAAAUAGACUUUUUUUGAUAAAUAAUUUGACGGUUCUUUGUACUGAGACCUUGCGGUCGUUAAAAUUGAACCGUUUGUAUUUAAAACACAAACAGCAAAUUAUGAUUACGUGAUUUGUGCAUGAAAAUUUAUAAAAUGAAAUUUUUAUUAAUUAUAUAUAUGCAUAUUACUGAAUAAUUAUCAUAAAUUUCAGUCGCCUAAAGAAAAAUAUUCAAAAUUUAUUUAAAAUGUUAUGUUACAUUUACAUUUAUAUAUUAAUUAUUUAUACUAAUAACAGACAUCGAAUUAACAAUAGAUCCAACUUUAAAACAGAUGUGUAAAUUUUUAAAAUGUUAUUUAUUAUUAUUAUAAACAAAUAUGAUUUUAUUAAUUGUCUUAUAAAAUAUAAUUAUAUAAUGGUGCGUACUUAGAUUUUCAACUCGUACAAAUGAUAUUAGAACACGUGAUCAGUAUUUAAAAUGAAUAAAAUUAAAGUAAAUAAAUAAAAUAAUAAAAAAAUUAUUUUAUUUUUUAGUUGUGCAAUUAAAUAAAAGUCUUGUCUGUUAAAAAUUUUUUAAUACUCUCAAUUGCAUUUAUAAAAAAACAUGAACGUUUAUAAGAUAUAAGACUUGACGUUUUUUUGUAAAAAAAAAAAAAAAAUAUUUUUAAUCAAACAAAGUUUGAAUGUAUGAUAAAAGUGAAGAAAAAAAAAUUUAUUCCUAAAUUAUAAUCGAGAUAAUGCUGAAGAUGAUUCAUCGCCAUACAAUUGAAACAAAUUUUUUUUUUCAUAUUUAUAUAAAUAUAUAUACAUAUAUUAGGGAAAGGAAAUAUUUAAUAUGUUAAUAUCGGCAAUUGUUUUCAAUUGGUCAGUGCAUUUAACUUUGUUUAAUUCGUAUUUAUUACUUACCAAUGUGGCUCUAAAACAAAUAAAAAAAUAAAUAAUAAAUAAAUUGUUAGUUUAAUCGCUUUUCAAUUACAAAAAAAUUCUAUUGUAAUUUUUAUUAUUAUAAAUACUAUUAUUCAUUAAUUAAUUAAUUAAUUAAAAAAUUAUU